Messenger RNA from Anolis carolinensis (green anole), 6279 nucleotides. Its product is annotated as ATP-binding cassette sub-family A member 10. The record is from RefSeq and is a predicted model, not a curated record. Gene Ontology annotation, cellular component: intracellular membrane-bounded organelle; membrane. Lineage: Eukaryota; Metazoa; Chordata; Lepidosauria; Squamata; Anolidae. The coding region runs from base 260 to 5128 and encodes 1622 amino acids. Gene Ontology annotation, molecular function: lipid carrier activity; ABC-type transporter activity; ATP binding. The transcript is spliced from 39 exons. Gene Ontology annotation, biological process: lipid transport; transmembrane transport.
GCAGAAAGCUGCCGCACUGUUUGGGGGAAAGAUUUAGGAUGAGGGGGAGGAGAGGAAAUACUGUAAUGGAUAGAGAAAAAGCAAAGACUCAAAGUGAUUGCGAAAGACUGUGGCUUUUUUGGCUGCAUUGAUGCCUGAGUGAAAAGGAGCAGAAAGAGCAGCUGCAGACAAAGAAAUAACGUUUCCAGGGUUUUGCAGACAUCUCUGAAUUAUCUUGAAGAACUUCUAGAUUAAAUUGAUUGCUUAAGCAGGGCACAAAAUGCCAAAGGAACAUCAGAAAAAGAGAAGUUUAUGCCAACAAACCGGGGCACUCUUGUGGAAGAACAUACUUCUGAAAUGGAGGAUGAGAAUACAAAGUGUUCAGGAACUGUUCUCAUCAUUGAGCCUUCUCCUUUCAUUCUUAAUUAUGUCAGCCAUUAUUGUACUUCAUGACACUGUGGAAAUCCCUGGGGCAUCUCUUGGACGACUAGAUGACCAUGUCUUCAAUAUUACGGGUUCUACAAUUCUCUAUACACCAGAUACAAAACUCACGAGGAAAAUAAUGGAAAAAUUAGAAACUGUCUCUGUUGUGAAAGGUAUAAAGACAAAAUUGCUAAAAGAUGAAAAAGACAUGAUAGACGAUUACAAAUAUGAGCUGAUUGGAGUCGAAUUUCAGGAUGAUGUUUCCUAUGCUCUCAGAUUUCCUAUGUAUAGGGCGCAAUCUCCAGAUGAAUUAAGUGCACAAAUAGAAUACUGUUACAACUAUUCAUCUUCACAUUGUUUGGUUCCAAGAUACUGGUUCCAUGGAUUUAUAUCAGUGCAAUCCAGUAUUGAUAGUGCUCUUAUAGAAGAAAUCACCAAUCAUUCUGUCUGGGAUGAGAUGAAAUCCAUUAGUGCCAUCCUUAUGAGAUCUCCUUCUGUUACACCUACAAGCAGUGCAGAAAACAGUCUAUUUUUUAUUGCCGUGGCAGCAUGCUUUUCUCCCUUUAUGUACUUCUUGUCACAAAACGUUUCACGAGAGAAAAGGAAGCUAAAGGAGCUGAUGAAGACGAUGGGGCUAAAAGAUAUGGCGUUCUGGUUAUCCUGGGGUUUGCUGUAUGCUAUUUACACUGCCAUUAUGUCCUCUGUGAUGGCAGCUUUUCUGAAGCAUUGGAAUCUUUCCUGGUGCAGCUUUUUUGCCUUAUUCCAUCUGUUCUUCUUAUAUGGCAUCUCAUCUAUAUGCUUCUGUUUCAUGAUCAGUUCUAUUCUUAAAAAGCCUAAAGCAACUUCCUUUGUUACUACCAUCCUCAUUUUCUUUUUUGGAGCCCUUGGAGUUGUUACAUCAAUUUCUAGAAUUUCUGUAACGUUGGAAUGGAUUUUGGGCAUCUUCUGUCCUUUUGCCUUUGGUGCUGGACUCGCAAAGAUUUCUAUUUAUCAAAGAUAUGGACAACCCUUCUAUAUGACGCAACUGAUGAAGGAACCAUAUGUCUAUAUCCUGUUUUUUGACAGCGUUUUAUACAUGCUGUUGACAUUGUAUUUUGACAAAGUUAUUCCUGACAAAUAUGGAGUGCCCUAUUCUCCCUUCUUUUUCCUAAAGAAGUCCUACUGGGUUAAAUCAAGAAAGAGAUUAUUGGGUGAUGUUUCUACCAACGAACAAAGCAAUAUCUCCAAUGACAACUUUGAGCCCGUACCACCUGAAUUUGAUGGGAAGGAAGAGAUUAGACUAAAUAACAUUAAAAAAACAUACGAGGUGAAGAAAACAAAAACCGAAGCCUUGAGAGGUUUAUCGCUGAAUAUCUAUGAAGGCCAGAUCACUGCUAUACUUGGCCACAGUGGAGCUGGAAAAACGACUCUGCUACACAUUCUCAGUGGCCUUUCCAAGCCAUCAAAUGGCUCUGCAACCAUAUUUGGCUACGAUAUAUCAGAAAGGGCAGAUAUGGAAGAAAUUAGAAAUAUAAGUGCUGUGUGUCCCCAAUUCAACAUUCAGUUUGAAUUUUUAACAGUGAAGGAAAACCUAAAGACUUUUGCUAAAAUAAAAGGGGUUCCAUCCAAUGAUAUAGAAAAGGAGAUCCAAACACUGAUGACCCUCUUGGAUAUCACUGGCAUUCAAAAUGUUCAAGCUAGCCAUUUAAGUGGUGGACAAAAACGAAAAUUAUCCCUUGCGAUCACAUUUUUAGGAGAGCCACAGGUCAUGCUUUUAGAUGAGCCAACUGCAGGACUGGAUCCCUAUUCUAGACACCAGGUGUGGUCAAUCUUGAAUGAACGCAAAGCAGAUCGAAUUAUUCUGUUCACAACUCAGUUCAUGGAGGAAGCGGAUAUUCUUGCCAACCGGAAAGCUUUCAUUUCAUAUGGCAAAUUGACCUGUGUUGGUUCAUCUUUGUUUUUGAAGAAAAAAUGGGGAAUUGGCUAUCAUUUGAGGAUGCAUAUAAAUGAAAUGUGUGAUCCCGAGAGGACUACAUCCCUGGUCAAGCAACACAUUUCUGAUGCUAGAUUAUCAGAACAGCGUGAAAAUGAGCUGAGUUAUACACUGCCUCUAGAACACGUGGAUAGAUUUCCAGGUCUAUUCUGUGACAUAGAUCAGCAGACAAACCUGGGAAUUGUUCAUUAUGGGGUCACUAUGACAACUAUGGAAGAUGUCUUUCUAAAGCUGGAAGGAAAUGAAAUAAUUGAUGAUGAUUAUGGAGUUCAUCGUGGUGAGCAAGUGGAAGGGGGAAAACUGGGUCAAAUGGAACAAGAAAAGCCAUUGCUCUCAGACACAGGAAAGGCAACACUUAGAGGCAUGGCACUCUGGAGACGGCAAGUUUGCGGCAUAGCAAGAAUGCACUUUUUGAACCUCAAGCGUGAGAGCAAAGUCUGGGCAGCACUAUUACUUCUUCUUGGAAUUAUACUAGCUCCAUUGAUCAUUCAGCACAUUGCUCUUAGUAUUUGGUCUACCCAUCAUAAAACAGAGCUUCAUUCUGGACUUUAUUUUGAGCCAGGAAAGCAGUUUUUUACAGGAAUCUCGGGACUUCUGAUCCUUAAUGAUACAGGUGAAAACAUUGACCGUUUUAUCCAUGCAGUGAAGAAACAGAAUAUCCUGCUGGAUGUAGUCUCUGGAAGUAAUAUCAGUGACCAGUUAGUACACAAUGGAGCGAUAAAAGUAGCCAUGAAAGACCAGAAAUACAGGUUCACAAUUAUGUGUCACAUGGAAGUAAUCAAUUGCUAUCCUGUUCUUGUCAACAUAAUCAGCAAUGCUUUUCUGCAAAUGUCAAAUUCUGCUGCCCGUAUUCGAUUGUUCAGUCAUCCACUUUUAACAAUAAAUUUUAACGAAGAUCUCUGGGAUUUUUUUUCUCAUGGGUACUUUAUUUCAGCUGUUUUCUUAUUCCCAGCUUUUCCUCCAAACUUUGCAAUGACAAGUGUCCGUGACUACAAGAUAAAAACUUGGUCUCAGCUGCAGAUUUCAGGAAUUUUCCCUUCUGCGUAUUGGUAUGGACAAGCUCUGGUGGAUAUUCCCUUGCUUUGCAUUCUAUGUGUCUUAGUGUUUUGGCCUUGCUUGAUACAGUUCUUCAUUGCAUAUGAAGGUCUUCGUAGAACCAUCAUUGCCUGUUCGGUAUUCUUUCUGCUUGGGUACAGCACAUCAAUCAUCACACUGCAAUAUGUGCUUGCCUUUGUAUUUCGCAAAAGAUGGUAUCCUAGCAGCUUUUGGUCAUUUACGCUCAUGUUGGUGACACUGGUUAUCACUGUGAUCCAUAUUGCCUUUUUUCGUUCGACCUAUAUGAUUUAUGUGCUGAUGUUUUUAAUUCCUAUGUAUCCAAGCAUCACCUUUUUACAAGCUUUCAUAGUGUUACAGCGCCUGCCUUUGCCUGAGGACGAGCAAUGGUACACAAGCACUUUAAAGCAACUUUGGAGCUCUACUUUUAUGCCAUAUCUCAGCAGUGCAACGUUGAUGUUAUUACUUUGCUGGCUGGUGAGGAAAUAUAGCAAGCCAGUUAUGAGAAGAGAUCCUGUCUUUAGGAUUUCUCCGCAGAGCCAAAGCAUUCACCAGAAUCCUGAAGAACCCAGUGAAAAUGAUAGAGAUGUUAAAGAGGAAAGGGCAAGAGCUCAAAGUGCCCUGGCAUCUGAAAAUCAGGAAGAGAAACCAGUUGUCCUUGUCCACAACCUACGCAAGGAGUACAGAAGCAAGAAGAGCUGUUCCUGCUUGAAGAACAAGGCAGGAGGCAAAGUGGCCACUAGAACUGUCUCAUUUUGUGUUAAAAAAGGAGAGGUUUUAGGGCUAUUGGGACCCAAUGGAGCUGGUAAAAGUACAACAAUUAGCCUGAUAACAGGAGACACAAAUCCAACAGCUGGACAGGUGCUGAUAAAAGGGGCUCGUGUAUCAGCAGUGGAAGAGAACGCGGGUGGCUUUCUUGGCUACUGCCCUCAGGACAACGCUCUCUGGCCCAACCUGACGGUGAAAGAACAUCUGGAGAUUUAUGCAGCUGUCAAAGGGAUAAAGAAAGAUGCCACUGCUUCUGCUGUUGAUCGAAUAGCAAAAGCUCUAGAACUCCAAGAACAUUUCAAAAAGACUGUUAAGUCACUACCUGCUGGAUUAGCUAGAAAAUUAUGCUUUGCCCUGAGCAUUUUGGGAAAUCCUACUGUGGUACUGUUUGACGAACCAACUAUAGGAAUGGAUCCCAAAGGAAAACGUCAGGUCUGGAGAGCAAUUCGCUCUGUUUUGAAGGACAACAACCAGGGUGCCAUUCUGACUACUCACCACAUGGAAGAAGCUGAGGCAGUGUGUGACCGAGUAGCUAUCAUGGUGUCUGGACAACUCAGGUGCCUUGGCUCUAUUCAAUAUCUGAAAAGCAAAUUUGGCAAAAAUUAUUUACUCCAAAUAAAAGUAAAAGGAGUAGAGGAAGGAGAGCUUCUGAAUACUAGGAUUUUGCAGAUCUUCCCACGUGCAGCCCGUCAAGAAAGGAUAUCUACUUUGUUGAUCUACAAGGUCCCAAUGGAAGAUGCACUCCCUCUGUCCAAAGCAUUCUCCAUGCUAGAGGAAGCUAAACAAAGCUUCAACCUGGAGGAAUACAGCUUUUCUCUGAAUACUCUGGAGCAGGUUUUCCUAGAAGUUUGCAAAGAGCAAGAACAAGUUGAUGCUGACACAGUUCUGGAUACAGCUUUUGAAUGGAAGCACCUACAGGAGGCUGAUCUCUAAGUUGGUAACAACUUGAUAUAAUCAAAGAAACAACUUUGCCUUUCAGUAAGAUAACAUCUAGUUUAUAUCCUAGGCUGGAAGCCCCAUGGAAGAGGACAAUACAGUUGAUACCUAUUCCUCUAUAUCAGGGAUCCUCAAACCUUUUAAGCAGAGGUCCAGUCCACAGUCCCCCAGAGUGUUGGGUGGCCUGACUAUAGUUUGAAAAACGCACACUGCACAUGUCUUAUUUGUAGUGCGAAAAAACCAUGAAAGAACAAUACAAUAUUUAAAAAUAAGAACGAUUUUAACUAACAUAAAGCUAUCCGGAUUUCAAUGGAAAGUGCAGGCCUGCUUCUGGCCAACGAGAUAGUCAAGUUAAUUAGGAUUGUUGUUAUUGUGUGCCUUCAAGUCAUUUCAGAUUUAGGGCAAGCCUAAGUCUAAAACUGAGAUCGGGGGCCAGAUAAAUUACCUUGGAGAGCUGCAUCUUGGUUUGGGGACCCCUGCUCUAUAUUGUAAAAGAUAUGUAUUACUAACACCCAUAUUAGUCACAUUGUCAUAUUUGUAGACACUCUGUUCUUAAGACAGAAAGGUAAUGGAAGUACCUUAAUCUAACUUGACGAUUACUUCAUCCUACUUCUCAGUCUGUUUGGAUUAAAGCUAUAGGAGCCUAAUCCCAUAUCCACUUUGCCAACCUUAGGCACAUAAGUGACAUUGGAUAAACACAGGCAGCACAAGAUCUGUUGCUGCCUGAAGCAAAAAGUGUUAAUGACAACACUUUCCCAUCUUUAAGCCAAGGUGCAUUAUACUCAAGAACAGUCAAGGUAUUUGAUAUCUGAACAGGACAAUCUCACAAGCAUCAUUCCCAUUUCUGGCAGUACAAAUAUAACAAGAUUGUUCAUGGCAUGCCAAUCCAGUUACCCAAGGCAAAAUCAACUAUACUUUUUUUUAAAAAAAAAAGGUCUUUAAUUUUUUUAAAAAAUGCUGUCCUUCAAACUUACAGUAUUAAGAAUUAUUAAUAAAUCUCAGUAUUCAGUUAUAAUAUCACAGUGACACUGAAUUAUUUUGUAAUUUGUGAUAAUCACAUAACACUUGCAGUAUUAAAUAUGGAUAAUAUUAGCAAUAUGAAUCAAAUGUCCUGUUUUUAUAAAUAAAUAAAUGACAUACCGUUUAAA